UCAACGUGGAGGACAGCAAGUGGGCUGGGCUCCAAAUUGGUGGGAUGUGAGGAGGACAAAGCUCUAAUUGAAGUAGAACGCAUCAAUCCUCUCACAAAACGACAGGAGCAAACUGCUGCCGGCGUCAACCAACUACUCUCGGAUAAUCGAAUUUUGGUGGGAGACAGAGAAGAUGGAGGUAGGCUUCCUGGGGCUUGGAAUAAUGGGAAAAGCCAUAGCCUUGAAUCUUCUCCGCCAUGGCUUCAAAGUUACCGUUUGGAACAGGACCCUCUCUAAGUGCGAUGAACUCGUGGAGCAUGGUGCUUCUGUCGCAGAAUCCCCCGCAGCAGUAGUUAAGAAGUGCAAGUUUACCUUUACAAUGUUAUCUGAUCCUUCAGCUGCUCUUGAGGUUGUUUUUGGAAAGGAUGGCAUUGUUGAGCAUAUUUCUGGUGGAAAAGGUUACAUUGACAUGUCUACAGUUGAUGCUGGUACUUCUUCAAAGAUUAGUGAGGCGAUUACAAAAAAAGGUGGUUACUUCCUUGAAGCGCCUGUUUCAGGUAGCAAAAAGCCCGCAGAAGAUGGUCAACUAGUUAUACUUGCAGCUGGGGAGCAGGCAUUGUAUGAGGAAGUGCUUCCAGCUUUUAAUGUCAUUGGAAAGAAGUCUUUCUACUUGGGGCAGGUUGGAAAUGGAGCUAAAAUGAAACUUGUUGUGAAUAUGAUAAUGGGCAGUAUGAUGAAUGCAUUCUCUGAGGGACUUGUUCUUGCUGGUAGAAGUGGACUGGAUCCUUCAGUUCUUCUUGAUGUUUUGGAUCUGGGUGGAAUUGCAAAUCCAAUGUUUAGGUUGAAAGGACCCACUAUGAUUCAGGGCAGUCAUUCACCUGCAUUUCCUUUGAAACAUCAGCAGAAGGACAUGAGAUUAGCUCUUUCCCUUGGGGAUGAAACUGCUGUAUCAAUGCCAGUAGCUGCUGCAGCUAAUGAGGCAUUCAAGAAGGCUAGAAGCAUGGGGCUUGGAGAGCUUGACUUCUCAGCUGUGUAUGAGACCGUGAAGGCUCUUGAACCUCCCUCUCAAAUCAGCUAGGCGCACUCGCUGUCUUCUCUUUAAUGCGUGGUUUUAUAAGCAAUGCACCCUAUACUAUUCUCUUGUUUCAUAACUAUUCGAAUUCCCUCCUCAUAGGCCUUUGUUUGUUACAUAUUUAAAUUAGAUGCAAAUAAUACCACUGCAGCUACCCACACCCCUGUUCACUUUAA
Messenger RNA from Rosa rugosa (rugosa rose), 1227 nucleotides. RefSeq names its product glyoxylate/succinic semialdehyde reductase 1. Bases 173 to 1057 code for a protein of 294 amino acids. Lineage: Eukaryota; Viridiplantae; Streptophyta; Magnoliopsida; Rosales; Rosaceae. The transcript is spliced from 9 exons. Gene Ontology annotation, cellular component: cytosol. Gene Ontology annotation, molecular function: NAD binding; NADP binding; 3-hydroxybutyrate dehydrogenase activity. The record is from RefSeq and is a predicted model, not a curated record.